AUGGCGCUGGAUCCGCGCUUCUUUCGACACAUCGGCCAGAGCCCCGGCCCUGGCUCGAUCUCGUCUGCCACUUCAUCCGAAUCCUCCGCCUUCACCGGUAUCACCUCGCCCAGCGUGAUGUCGACGUCCGCAUCCGCCGUUACAAUGCGAUCAACUGCGUCCAGCCCGUCGCUUCGCGCUCGAGAAGGCGUGUCCGUAGCGGUCGGUCCGCAAGAUGGAAUGGCAAGCCCAUCACCCGGGGGCAAUGUGCGCGUCGUGGUGCGCGUCCGGAAGUUCCUCCAGAGAGAGAUCGAACGUCGGGCAGAAUGUCUCAUCGCAAUGGAUCCCCAUACCCAAAUGACCAGCCUUCAAGCACCGAAAGCAAACACCGGAGACCGAGGAAAGCCCAAAUCGCAAGCACGUGGGAAGGUCCUCGAGGACAAGUCGUUUAUCUUUGACAACUCAUUCUGGUCGCAUGAUGAGGAAGACGACCACUAUGCGCACCAGGAGGACGUGUACAACUGCCUGGGCGAGGAAUUCUUGGAUCACAACUUCGAGGGAUACCACACGUGUAUUUUCGCGUACGGCCAGACGGGUUCGGGCAAGAGUUACACCAUGAUGGGCACACCUGAGCAGCCGGGCUUGAUCCCUCGUACCUGCGAAGACCUGUUCCAGCGCAUCGAAACAUCGCCAUCCCCCGACAUCAGCUACAACGUUCGAGUAUCAUACUUUGAGGUCUACAAUGAGCAUGUCCGAGACUUGCUGGUUCCGCGGACUGACCCCCCGCACUAUCUCCGGAUCCGCGAGUCUCCAUCGGAGGGUCCGUAUGUGAAAGACUUGACGGAGCUAACGGUAAGGAACUACACCGAGUUGAUGAAAUAUAUGCGAAAGGGCGAUAUGUCGCGCACCACCGCAAGCACCAAGAUGAAUGAUACCUCCUCGCGGUCACAUGCCGUUUUCACCAUCACAUUGAAGCAAAUUCACCACGAUCUUUCUACGGACGAGACGACAGAGCGGACGGCACGCAUUCGAUUGGUCGAUCUUGCGGGUUCCGAGCGCGCCAAAUCCACCGAAGCAACAGGCGCACGACUGCGUGAAGGAUCGAACAUCAACAAGUCAUUGACCACCCUUGGCCGAGUCAUUGCGGCUCUGGCUGACUCGAAGAAGCCUCGAGGAGGCAGAAAGGGCAAGGAGCUGGUGCCGUACCGUGACUCUAUCCUCACAUGGCUCUUGAAGGAUAGUCUCGGCGGAAACUCCAAGACCGCGAUGAUUGCUUGCAUUUCACCCGCCGACUACGAGGAGACGCUUUCAACGUUACGCUACGCCGAUCAAGCCAAACACAUUCGCACCAGUGCUCGGGUCAACCAAGACCAUGUGUCAGCUGCUGAACGUGACCAGCAGAUCGCCGAUAUGGCGGAGACCAUCCGUACCUUGCAGCUGAGCGUGAGCCAAGCCAACGCCAACCAGCGUGCAACUGAGAUACAGGACGAGAGGCUGGAGGAGUAUCAGCAAAAGGUAGAGAAGAUGCAACGGCUGAUGGAGGAGACCAAGAUGGUGAGCGAGUGCAAGAUUCGCCAGUUGCAGACCGAAAACGAGGCACUUAGGAUGCACUUGAAGCUCGCCCUCGACAGUCUCAAGAACCCUAUCCCACCUGUCACUCUCGAGCAGUCACGCCAACCUAGCCUGGCAUCAUUUGUGGAAGAAGAGCAAUUACCUACCCGCGACCAGGAGAACCGCGAGGGCUCCCCGGUGGACCCUUCUGACUCCGAACCAGAGCUCUGGGAAGACGAUCACGAUGAAGAAGAAGUUGAGACCGCUUCCUGGGAUUCCAAUGAACAGGAGGCAUAUCAUAUGCAGGAGCGCAUGCAGGACCUGCUCGGUGAUCUGGGAGUGUUCAAGCGCAAGCUGGCAUCCGACCACGAACGUUGGCGUCUCAAUGAUCAGUCGAGGACCCACAAGCGACGCGUGCUGGGGACGAUAGCUGCCAACAUUCGUUAG
Molecule: messenger RNA, 1977 nt
Organism: Penicillium canariense
Lineage: Eukaryota; Fungi; Ascomycota; Eurotiomycetes; Eurotiales; Aspergillaceae
Product: kinesin-3 family protein uncB
Exons: 2
Coding region: 1-1977 (658 amino acids)
Biological process (GO): mitotic spindle organization; microtubule-based movement
Molecular function (GO): microtubule binding; ATP binding; microtubule motor activity
Source: RefSeq, a predicted model, not a curated record